Molecule: messenger RNA, 1736 nt
Organism: Phlebotomus papatasi
Lineage: Eukaryota; Metazoa; Arthropoda; Insecta; Diptera; Psychodidae
Product: UDP-glycosyltransferase UGT5-like
Exons: 5
Coding region: 98-1684 (528 amino acids)
Molecular function (GO): UDP-glycosyltransferase activity
Source: RefSeq, a predicted model, not a curated record
GAGUUGUGUUCACGGUAGUAAAGCUCAGUUGUGCUUAGAAGGUCGUUAGUUGUGAUCUGUUCUCCCUGCUUUCUAAGUGAAUUUUCGUGCUGUUACGAUGAAAGGCCCAUGUAAAUUUUUUUCAUUGGGAUUUUUCGUUUUUCUUGCUCUCGGUUUUGGCACAGAUGAAGUGUCUUCCUACAAAAUACUCAUGGUUUUUCCUAGUUUUAGCCCAUCUCAUUUAAUAGUGGCUUCUGGGUUGCUAAAAGGUUUAGCUAAGAAGGGUCAUGAAGUGACCAUGGUGAGCUCUUAUCCACAAUCCAAACCUGUGAAGAAUUAUCGUGAUGUUGUACUUCCUCUAGAUAAAUUUGAUAAAGAUGCUAUUAUGGCAGAUAUGGUGAAAAAUGCUGGACAACAAUUUCAAAUGAUUACAAAAAUGCCAGAAAUGAUGAAAAUGUCCUAUGACAUAGCCAAUGAAACAAUGUCCAAUCCUGAAUUUAGAAAGAUCAUGGAAGAGGAGUCCUUUGAUUUAGUAAUAUUGGGUAUUUUCGCCAAUCAGUUUCUCGCAGGACUUGGAUAUCACUUUAAAUGUCCUGUGACUGUAAUGAGUCAAGUUCAAGCAGUGUACAUGACAUCAGAGUUAGUAGGAAAUCCUGUGAGCCUUGCAUCAACUUCUACCGUCUUCCUUGGAUAUAGUGGCCGAAUGACUUUUAUGCAGAGAGUGAAGAACAUAUUUGCUGGUGUCCUAGAGAUGUUAAUGACCCAAUUAUUACUCCGCCCUUAUGAUAGAAUGUAUUACGAAUCCAACUUUCCUCCAGAUAAAUAUCCCAGCUUCGACGAAUCUCUUCGGAAUGUAUCACUCGUUCUUGUGAAUCAUCAUUUUAGCCAGGGAAAUCUGCGUCCCUAUGUGCCAGCCAUGGUAGAAAUUGGAGGAAUUCACAUCGAAGAUGAAACCGAUCCAUUACCUAAGGAUAUCCAGGAAUUUUUAGACUCUGCUACAGACGGUGCUGUUUUCUUUAGCUUUGGCUCAAACUUGAAAAGUUCAAUUUUGCCACAGCACAAGCUAAACGCAAUAAUUAAAACAUUUGGGCGUUUAAAGGAGAAAGUACUCUUCAAAUGGGAAAAUGAUGAUCUUCCUAAUAAACCUGACAAUAUGAUGAUCGGAAAAUGGUUGCCACAGCGCGAUAUUUUAGCUCACAAAAAUAUUAAACUUUUUGUUAGCCAUGGAGGAAUGGGUAGCAUUGCUGAAGCAAAGUACCGUGGGGUUCCAUUGAUCGGUGUGCCAUUUUUCGGAGAUCAAAUGGGUAAUGUUGCAGUGGUGGCUGAAGAAGGAUGGGUGUAUCAAUUAAACUUUGAUGAUCUUACCGAAGAAACUUUCUCAGAAGCUCUUAAGGAAGUUCUUACAAAUCCAAAAUAUGGAGACAUAGCACGAACACGUGCUCAACUCUACAAAGAUCGUCCUCAGUCAGCCCUAGAGACAGCUAACUAUUGGAUCGAAUAUGUUAUCAGGCAUAAAGGAGCUCCUCAUAUGCAAUCACAUGCAGUUCAUUUGAAUUUUUGGCAGAAUAAUUCAAUAGAUGUUAUUGCGUUCUUAUUUGCAAUUCUGCUUAUUUUUAUCAAGAUUUCUAUCUUAAUUACAAAAUUUGUCUUCCGAUAUUUAAAAAACAGACUGUUCCCUAAGCAUAAAAAACAGAAGCAACUGUAAGCAUUAGCAAUAUUCAAUUUGGCUAAUAAGUACAAUAAAAUGUUAAUUAAUA